Molecule: messenger RNA, 1161 nt
Organism: Diversispora eburnea
Lineage: Eukaryota; Fungi; Glomeromycota; Glomeromycetes; Diversisporales; Diversisporaceae
Source: the annotation of a GenBank genome assembly
AUGUCAACUGUUGUAUCAGCUCCUGGUAAAGUUCUAAUUAUCGGAGGAUAUUUAAUACUUGACAGGUUAUAUGAAGGAUUGGCAAUCGGGGUAGAUGCUCGUUUCUAUACUGUUAUAAAUUCGGGCAAUAAUACUCCUUCAAAAAUUAUUGUUCGCUCACCGCAAUUUAAUGAUGGAAAUUGGGAAUAUCAAGUUUCAAGAGUUCAAGAUAUUUAUAAAGUGAAAGCAAUAGACAAAGAUAAAAAAAACAAAUUUAUUGAAAUUACUAUCAAAUAUUGUUUGUCAAUUAUUGCAAGUCGAAUAUCUCAAUCAAAAUUUGAUGAGAAAAUUAGGGAUGGAUUAAUUAUUUAUAUUGUUGGUAACAAUGACUUUUAUUCACAAAGAGAACAGUUAAAAAUUCAUAAAUUACCACUUAAUGCUUCUUCAUUACGUUUACUUCCUUCCUUUAAUAAAAUGUCUGUAACUUUAAAGCAAGUUCAUAAAACAGGACUUGGAUCAUCAGCAUCAUUGAUAACUUCAAUGAAUGAAUUGAAUGGUGGUGAACUUAACAAAGUAGUUGAUCCUACAUUUAAUAAAUGGGAUAAUCAAGUGGUUUCAAUUUCCCUUCCACCACAAUUUAAUUUAAUUCUAGCUGAUAUUAAUAUUGGUUCAAAUACUCCAAGUCUUGUUAAUAAAGUUUUGAAUUGGCGAAAGUCAAAUCCGAAUGAAGCUAAAACUUUAUGGGAUAAACUUGCAUCUCAUAAUUCCAAAAUUAUCAAUAAUAUACAUGAAUUAAACAAGGAAUACAAAAGCAAUAAAUUAGAAUAUGAGAAAGUUAUUGCAAUUUGUUCGAAUAAAAAAUUUUCCGAUAAAAUUCGUCAAUUUCUACGUGAAAUGUCAACAUUGUCAAAUACUCAAAUUGAACCUCCAGAACAAACAAGAUUACUUGAUGCUUGUAUGGAAAUUCCUGGAGUAAUCUUGGCUGGUGUACCUGGUGCUGGAGGAUUUGAUGCAAUAUUUUGCAUUGGAAUUGGAAAUAAUUUUAUUGAAAAAGUUGAAGAUCUUUGGUCUACUUGGAGUGAAAUGAGUGUUGGACCUUUACUGGCUAAUGAAUCUUCUGAAGGAUUUAAAUUAGAGAAAUUAGAAAAUAUAAAAGGAUUAGCCGAAAUGAUACAAUCUUAA